AUGGUCAGUAAGGAACCCAGCAAAUGCGCACUCACGACCUCGGCGAGUGAAGUGGAGCCUGCCGCCUGCCUGGCCCUGGAGAUGAAAUAUGCCCUGGAUCCCAACCGGCAGAUUAAGAAGCGUAAUAAAGCCCUGCAGGUGCGGUUUAAGGAUAUCUGCGAGGCACAGAACGAGCGGAGGGACACGCAGCUCUCCUCGGGACAGCUGGGCGACAAGCCGGCGUCCUACAGGGCCACCUACCGCAAAUACAUGACCGUGCCCGCUCGGAGGUCCAUCCCCAACGUCACCAAGAGCACAGGUGUGCAGACCUCGCCAGACCUUAAGAAGUGUUACCAGACUUUCCCUCUGGACCGCAAGAAAGGGAAUCUCAAAGGCAUCCCAGCCGCGGAUGCCUUUAAAAGCCAAAACAAUGGGUUUGUAAUUGAUGCGAAAGAGAAGAGUGAGGAAGGGCCCGGGGAGGAGUCCCGGCAGUGGGGCGCGGACCGGGUUCAGAAGGCGGCGGCACUGGUUUUCCACUCCGAUGAGCACGAGAACGCGCUGGACCAGCCCGCCGGGGUCAACGGCGCAGAGCCACGCAAAACCCCCGACCUGCACCGCUGCCGAGAUGCUCCUCUCCAGAACUCCACUCGUCCUCCCUCCCAAGAGCCCGAUGACCAGCUGCACGGGAAGGCAACGCACGACCGGGCGACCCCAGACGCCGAGGAACCCGCUGCAUCGGCCCACGGCAUGGUGUUUAAGACGGAGGUGGCCACCGUUUACGCACCUGCCCCUGGCGCUGGGGCCCCCGAGCUGGCCUUGUCGAACUCCGCCCCCUCGAGCGAGUGGUCCCUCUGCCCCGUGGCCGACCAGGAGCGGAGGAAGGCCUCACAGGCCAAUGGGCUCCAGGCCCCGCCGGGCGCCGCCCUGGCCUGCUCGCCGCCGAUGCAGUGCCUGUCUCCCGAAUGUAGUGAAGCGUCCCUGCAGACUCAGGCCCCCCCGGGGCAGGAGCACCAGCCUUGUCCGACAGCGCUCGCUGUGGGUGAAGAAUGCCAACAAAUCGUGCCUCAUACGGAAGUGGUCGAUCUGAAAGCACAGCUUCAGAUGAUGGAGAACUUAAUCAGUUCAAGCCAAGAAACCAUCAAAGUGCUCUUGGGGGUCAUUCAGGAGUUGGAAAAAGGAGAGGCCCAUCGGGAAGGGCUUUCAUAUCGGACUGGGCAAGACACAGCUAAUUGUGACACAUGCAGGAACAGUGCAUGUAUUAUCUAUAGUGUGGAGCUAGAUUUUAAGCAGCAAGAAGACAAACUCCAGCCAGUUCUGAGGAAACUCCAUCCUUUCGAGGAAACUCAGGUCGCACACUCGCCUUACUCUCAGGAGACUUACUCAACUCCCAAGCAAAAACCCAAAACUGAAUCUAAAAAGCACGGACGAUGGAAACUCUGGUUCCUUUAA
This is a messenger RNA of Eubalaena glacialis (North Atlantic right whale), 1428 nucleotides long. RefSeq names its product inhibitory synaptic factor 2A (gene INSYN2A). Gene Ontology annotation, cellular component: postsynaptic density. Bases 1 to 1428 code for a protein of 475 amino acids. Gene Ontology annotation, biological process: inhibitory postsynaptic potential. Lineage: Eukaryota; Metazoa; Chordata; Mammalia; Artiodactyla; Balaenidae. The transcript has 3 exons. The record is from RefSeq and is a predicted model, not a curated record.